Xenopus laevis (African clawed frog) is the source of this 1948-nucleotide messenger RNA. RefSeq lists its product as uncharacterized. The transcript is spliced from 7 exons. The record is from RefSeq and is a predicted model, not a curated record. Bases 366 to 1679 code for a protein of 437 amino acids. Lineage: Eukaryota; Metazoa; Chordata; Amphibia; Anura; Pipidae.
CCCCUCCUCCUUUUCUAUUGCCUCUGUCCCUCGGAACAAAGUAUAGCCGCUGAUAUUUACUGCCCGGUCAUGCAUGUAAUUAUUAAUGUAUUAUUAGUAAAUAUUAAAGGCCAACAAAGAAACACUGACACACUAAGAAGUGUGAGACCAAGUGAUUGUGCCCUAGGCAGGCGCCUACUCAUUGUUCUGGCUCUGCUGCAUUCCCAGACUUUCUGUUCAGCCCACCUUUGUUUUAUCUUAUUUGGGCUCAGCUUAUUUGUAUUAUUGUUUCCAUAUUUGUCUUUACUUGGAACUAAAAAGGGGAAGUUUAAUUUAAAAAUGUUUUGUGGCACCAGAGUAACUAAGUGUUAUCCAAGCUCCUCAGCAUGUGUGGUCUUCUCCUUCUCUGCUCUGUGCUCUCUCUGUGGGGUGCCGUGUGGGGGAGACCAGGACAAUACUGUGUAGACCAACCUUCAGGAGUGGAAGUAUUUGCUGGAGACUCAGUGACCUUCCCAUGCAGUUUUGUCUUCUCCAGAAAUCUCACAGCAAUUACUAAUAGGGCAAUUGUCUUUCAAGCUGGAAAUAUCUCUUAUUGUGGAGCUCCCAUAUAUAACAGCAGAUAUGGCAACACAAUACAGGAAUACAAGGGAAGGGUGUCACUGGUGGGAGAUCCUCAGGCUCAGAAUGGGACCAUCACUCUGACCAGUGUAAGAACAAGUGAUAGAAAGAACUUCUGCUGCCGGGUCCAACUUCUAAAUCAAAACACGAUCAUUCAGCAGUGGCAAAAUGGAUUUGGCACCCAGCUAACUGUGAGGGGUGAGAAUAAGAUGACUAUGCAUCAGCCUCCAUUCAUCUCUGCUCUGGUUGGUGACACUGUGACAAUUCCCUGUCAUUUCUCCAUCAGCUCCAAGAAGAAAAUUCAGAAAAUAUCUGUAUCCAGUGUUCAGUGGAGCUUUGGUCAAUAUUUAAGCUGUAGGACAGUUAUAUACAACAGUAGCACAGGGGCAGAAAGAAGAGAGGACAGAGAGAGGAUUUCUGUGGCUGGGGAAGGAGGCGCAUCCAUCCUAAUCAAGCGGGUGACGACCAAUGACAGAGGCUGGUACUGCUGUGGGGCACAAGUGACUGGAGAUGGACAAGUUUAUACAACUCAGAGAGAGACAGGAACAAACCUGAUCAUUACAGGAAAAACCAAUCAAAUGAAGAUCAAGCAGCCAAAGGAGGUCACAUUCCCAAACUCCUCUACUAUCAGCUGUAACUUUACAUUACCAGAGGAUGAAGAUCCCUUGUGGCUCGGGAUAUACUGGAUGUUUGGGAACCCACGUGAGGGCUUUGCCUAUCACCCACACCCAGAAUUAAUUCACCCCCGAUACCGGGGCAAAACCAGACUGGUGGGUCAGUCAGACCUUUAUCUGGAAGAGGUGAUUGGAAUGGAUAACACCAACUUCUACUGCCGUGUGGCAAUGCGCCUGUGUAAUGAUACUCAGCAAAACACCAUUGAAACAUUACUGGAGGAAGGAGCAGGGACACUUCUACACGUUGUGAAUGUCCAUGGACCCACUUCCCAGUGGACACUCUACAUCAUUCUAUUUGUUCGAUGUGCGCUGAUCUGCAUUUUGAUUCCAACUGGCAUUCUGGGAUUUAUUAAAAUAAGGGAAGACAUUUAUACUAUUUAUCAGAUGAAAACCCGGGUUCCCCAGUAGAAGUCUCCUUGCAUCAUUCAACCCUCUUCUUUCUUAAUUUGCUAAACAUUGAUUUAUUUUCUCCUAAUGAUCAAUCAACUCGUACAAAGCUACACCUUUAUUCUUAGCACAAAUAAAAAGAAUGUGGCUCCUACAAGGCUCUGAUUCACUCAAUGUUAAUGGAGAUUCCCCAGUAAAAUGUUGGAGAGACAUCAUUGCACUGGAUUAUGAAACCUAUUGAAAUCUCAAUAAAAUUAUACUGUAAAACCCUUCAGAAGUUCUAGGAUUUA